CUCAAGACAUUGUGGUAGAUGUGUCUUGCGGCACAUUAAUGCUCAACACUUUCGGUGUGGAUAAGGAUUUUAGAACUCAGUUAUUCAUCGAUUUCUUGGGCAACCGAGGCGCCACUUACUCACAACUGGGUGGAGUGUCUUUGUUAGCGCAAAGAAAUUGGUGGCAGAUUCAAUGGGAUGAACAUUCUUCAAUUUUGCGUCCAGACAGAGUUUCACCUUGGGAAAUAGAGCCACUUGGGGAAGCAUCUCCUUCAAACCCCCAACCUCCACAAAGGAAUAAGCGUGCACGGCCACCAGUUUUACCUUUGCCAAACCAAGAUCUUUCUCCGCUUGGAUUGUGGAAAUCGCAACAUGUUAACUCUCCCUCUGCUUUUUCAUAUUGUGAUCCACUCCGUGGGCGAGACCUCUAUGUAUCACCCAAUUUCUCUUCUGGCACUAAGGCCAGCUCUUUCAGCUACAGUGAGAACAAUUCCUUGCCUCCUAUUUCCAGCAAGUCAACAUAUUGGUCUAAUCAAUUGGGGACCAUGGCAGAGUCUUUUGCACCCCUUGCGAACAUUGAAGCUACUGAAAAGAGACAGGCAAACAGAUGUAGGCUAUUUGGGAUUGAACUACUUGACCACUCCACAAUCGAAGAAACUUCAGCAGUGGUUGUGUCCAGAGCAGAGGUGGAGGAUCACCCAGCUCCAUCUAUGGAUACUGAAUCUGACCAGCAUUCUGAACCAUCAAAUAUUAAUAGAUCUGAUAUUCCUUCAAGUUGUGAGCCUGAAAGAUCAUGCCUGCAAUCUACUCAUGAAUCACAGAGCAGGCAAAUUCGGAGUUGCACUAAGGUUCACAUGGAAGGGACUGCUGUCUGGCGGGCAGUAGAUUUGACUCGGUUGGAUGGGUAUGAGGAUUUGCUGAUAAAACUGGAGGAGGUGUUUGACAUCAAAGGUGAACUUUGUGGAUCAUCAAAGAAAUGGCAGGUUGUCUACACCGAUGAUGAGGAUGACAUCAUGAUGGUGGGGGAUGAUCCUUGGCAUGAAUUCUGCAACAUGGUGAGAAAAAUUUUUAUCUACACAGCAGAGGAAGUCAAGAAGCUUUCACGCAAGACAAAACUUCAUGUUGAUGACGAGGGCUGAGCAAAAAAAGCCAGUUUCGGAUGCUGCUGUUGGCACUGAUAGAGCAGUCAUCAAAUGCGUGGUCUGGUUAUUGAUAUGCCCAUGUUGCUCACUUGUACUACUACCAAGCAGGGGGAGAACAUUGGGAAGAAAUCUAACAAAUGGGAUGAGUGAGUUUGAUAACCAUCCAUGAUUAUGUUUUAUUACAGAGUCUCAUCCAUGACAACUUGCCCAUGCUGGGAUGGCUGUGUGAGUCGUGCGACGUGGUGGUAAGGAGAAUGGUAAGACAACUCUCGAAGCGUGGUUGUUAAGUUCAUAUAUUUUCAUUGAAUGAAUUGGUGCCAUAAAGAUGAUUUGGUCAUAGUAUUAUAUUUAUUGCUUUGUUUGCUUGUUUGUUUAAGCCUGGGAGUGGUUCAAAAAAAGUGUCUACUCCACCAUUGCUUUUAAAAGAAGAGAUGGAGAAAACAUCUCUCUUUUACUCUUUUUUUUUUCUUUCCUUCAAGUUCUUAAUUUAUGCUGUUACAAUUGGCGUGUAUACAACUGUAUAUAUAAAAGGUCUUACUAGUGCACAAGACUCCCACCUUAUUUACCCAAAGACUAGUUUGUUUAAUACUUGAUAAUUAUCUGAUUGCUACCUACCCCCAAAACCCUAAUGUUUGUUGUACUCCAUGGGAACUAGAUUAUGCACAACAAUGCAAUGCAAACUGUGUCUCGAUAAAUUUGACUGUAUACAAUUAUAAAUGUG
Ilex paraguariensis (yerba mate) is the source of this 1842-nucleotide messenger RNA. The record is from the annotation of a GenBank genome assembly. Lineage: Eukaryota; Viridiplantae; Streptophyta; Magnoliopsida; Aquifoliales; Aquifoliaceae.